CAAAAAAAGCAUAUAUAAGGCGUAUAUUACCUUAUAUUUUCAUAGAGCUAUAUUAGUUUUUUAUGAGGAUGCCAUUAACUGGGGUUUAUAGAUGUUAGAUCUUAAAAUCCAUAAGGCUAUGGCAUACAUUAUUUUAUACAGGGAAACAAGAACCCUUAAUUUUAUAAAAAGGAUAGAUUGGAUCAACUGAAAAGACCUGAGCAUGUUUUAUAAAGACUUGACUUAAUUCAUAAAUUUUAAAGUGUCAUAUUAAUAUUUUUAUAGGAAGAUAAUGCUUUAUAUUUUUGGCAAAAAGAUUAUAGAAAUAGUAUGUUAAACGACAUUGAUAUCUCAAAAAACGAUUUAUAUUCAUUACAUCAAGUACCUGAAAAUGGAAUUGAUUCCGUAAAAACUUCAUAUGGAUUAUCCUACAACGAGCCUUGCAUUUCCUCAAAUAUACUUUUAUGCUGCUCUAUAUGCAAAUUUCAUUGUAAUCAGUCAUGUUAUGGUUCUUUAUUUGGAAACUUUAUUAAAAACAAUUUUUUAAAACAAUGUCCUAAAUGUGGAAUUAAUGAAUAUGUAGAAAAUGAUCAAAAUAUGGAAAAAAACUUUCAAAAAUCACCAACUUAUAGAUUUUACAAUCAAGUAAAAUCUACAGAUUAUUCUACAUUCAAUUCAAAUGAAAGAAAAGAAGUAAAAUCGGAUAUAUUGGAAGAUUGUUUUUUUAAUAACAAGUUAUAUCCAUCAAUGAAUAAUUCUAGAAAAAAUAUUCAAGAUUUUGUAUAUCAUUCUAAAGAUAUGAAUUCUGAUGCAUAUUUGAGAAAAAAUAUAUCUAAAAACACUUUUAGUGAUUGUCCAAAAAAUAUAUUAUAUUAUGAUAAUCCAAUUCUUAAUCAAGAUGAUAUAGUUAAAUGUGAUAUUAAAGAUAUAGUUAAUGAGAAACAGUUAAAUGAUGAAUUGCUUCACAAACAAUGUCUUAAUGAUAUAGAUAUUGAUCCUAUAGAUCUAGAGGGUGAUCAAGAUAGUUGUAUAGAUGUUGAAGACUCUGGUUAUGAAUUACAAGUAGGAAAACAAAAAAAAAUAUAUUUAACUGCAUCUAAAAGGCGAGGAAGUCCAAAAAGAAAGCCUGUCAUUAAGACAUCCGCUAGUAGCAAACCAUCAAAGUUUAAAGAAAUAACGAAUAAUAUUGCGGUUUCUUAUGUUUUGAAGCCAUUUCGCAAUAAGAAACGAUUCUUAAAAAAACAUGGAUACAUACGUUCAUCUAAUUCUCCCAAAAAAUAUAUAAAAAAUAUCAAGGAGUGUUCAGAUUCUUUGAUUUCGAAAAAAAAAACUACAAAUUUUAUUAAUCCCUCCCAGGUAUUGGAUUUGCAUGACAAAUCCAAAAGGCUCUCACGUAAGAGGAGGCGUUAUCAAGAUACGGAUGAACAUUCUUUAAAUGAUAUGACUCAGUCACGGGAAUUUCCUCAUUUAUUUGGACCUGCUCCAAGAUUACCUGUAGAAAUUAAAGAUGGGCAAAGACUAGGCAAGAAAUAUCGCAGAAGAUACAAUAUAUGUGAUUUAACAUACGUACAUGUUCAUCGUCAGAUUUCGACACCUAAAACGCCGUUUUAUGAUGUAAAUGAAGAUAAAAAUAAAGAUGAUCCUUCAUUUGAUAUAUUAAAUUUGAUUCCUCGAGAAAUGGUUCCUGUUGUUACAAGUAAUAGCCAGCUUGGUUUUAGAGAAGCCAUUAUUGAUAAAAGAUUAAUGAGAUAUAAAAGAGGAGUGCCAAUUUUUCGUGUAGGGCGUAAAGUCCCUGGAGAGUUAAGUUGAUUUUAAUUUCUAAAAAAUAAUGCGA
Messenger RNA from Pneumocystis murina B123, 1813 nucleotides. RefSeq lists its product as hypothetical. The record is from RefSeq and is a predicted model, not a curated record. Lineage: Eukaryota; Fungi; Ascomycota; Pneumocystomycetes; Pneumocystales; Pneumocystaceae. The coding region runs from base 310 to 1788 and encodes 492 amino acids. The transcript has 3 exons.